This is a messenger RNA of Zasmidium cellare ATCC 36951, 807 nucleotides long. RefSeq lists its product as uncharacterized. Bases 1 to 807 code for a protein of 268 amino acids. The transcript has 3 exons. Gene Ontology annotation, cellular component: mitochondrion. The record is from RefSeq and is a predicted model, not a curated record. Lineage: Eukaryota; Fungi; Ascomycota; Dothideomycetes; Mycosphaerellales; Mycosphaerellaceae.
AUGGCAUCUAAACGGCCCCUGGCAUUGCUCAGCCUUCCAACGGCACUGCGACAGACGACAUGUUUCCAAUGCCAAACUCAAGUCCGUGGCAUGCAUAAACUCAACACAGCCCUACGCGUACCGAAACCCACCCCAUUCGUUCCCGAUGUACCCGCCUUCCUCACCCUCAUCGGCCGCAACAUGUCGGCGCACGCUGGCAAGAUUCCCUCCUGGGAAGCACUCUUCACCCUCUCCUCUCAACAACUCAGAGAAUCCGGCGUCGAACCCGCAAGAGCACGGAGAUAUGUAUUAUGGUGGAGAGAUCGUUUUAGGAAUGGUAUUCACGGCAUUGGUGGGGAUUUGACUGAGGUCAAAGAUGGAAUCGCAGAGCUACGCAUCGCUGAAGUGCCGGUUGCGAAAGGGGCAGACGCUCCUGCGACUGUUUCACGAGAUGCUGGAACUAGGAAGGUCAUCGUGAACGUGCGGCCAACAGUCACUCUGCCAGAGGACCCUGCGAACCCGAAACCAAAGGAGGGGAAGAAGAGCAUUUUGGAGGCAUUGGCACCACCUUUGCGGCUGAAAGAGGGUCAGGUCAAGCCAGUGGAGGGGUUCAAGAUCGUGACGGGCAACAAAAUAGGCGGCACGGGCGUGGAAUACAUCAAGGGACACAUGGGCGUUGCGAGAUUGCGUGUACAAGACGGAUUGUGGGAGCAGAGGAGAGGACACAAGGUUGAUGGUGAGCCUGUAUACUACUGUAUAUUUGCGCCUCGCGAUCGUGAACCGGAUUCCUCGCCUUCGGCGCCUCCGAAGUCUGGCCGACACCGCUGA